Sphaeroforma arctica JP610 is the source of this 194-nucleotide messenger RNA. RefSeq lists its product as hypothetical. The record is from RefSeq and is a predicted model, not a curated record. The annotation marks the transcript as partial. The transcript has a single exon. Lineage: Eukaryota; Ichthyosporea; Ichthyophonida.
UUCACGAAGCCUUGUCCGGAACGAUUCAAGGCUCUACUCACCAACCCCAACGCUCGCACAGAUUUCACAUCUGCCAAUCUAAGUAUACCUCCACAGGCCAUGAAUCAUUCAAACCCAGCGAUACCUACCUCCGACAGCCCCAAUCAGCCUCCACAACGAUACCCAUCAUCGGGCGAACCGUUACAACAGUCUAA